ACCGAGCAACCAACCAUCACCACCGACGUGCUUAUAAAAGAGCGCGUUCGCAUUGACGGCGAUUAGUACGGUAGAAAGCUAGGUCAUCAGACGUUCUAGUCGUGGCAGUAGCGCAUCCACGUGUUCCUUGUGACCCAUUUUAAUUAGCGAAAACAGAAAAGAUCACCACGUACGUACGUUCGUGUCGACGUACAUCUGUCUGGAAGAGAAAUUAAAAGAAGACAGCAUCAGAAAACAUCGACGGAAGAAGGAAGAAUAGAUUGUUAAGAUCAGAUCAGAUCCUCCAAGAAAAAAAAAUAUAUUUAACACCGAACUAAGAAGAAUCGAGUGAAGACUGAAUGCGAAAUUAAAAUUCCUUUUUUGACGCGGAAAGCAAUUCUAAUCCAGUGAUAUACCUGUGUGAUAUUAUUUAUUAGUGUUAUUACAAAAGAAAGAAAGAAAGAAAAAAAAAAACAGAUUUUUGAAAGAGAAAAUAUUUAAUUAAUUACGGAAAAAAAUCAAUCUAGGCUACAACUCGACCAGACAUACAGACAGAUAGAUACACACACAUCCAUCCAGAAAAGAAAGUCAAGGAAAUUAAAGACUUUCAAGAUGCCAGAAGCACCAGCAAUGAGCGAGGGUGAAUUCAUCGUGGAGAAGAGGGAGAGUUAUUCGCCGGAGCCUCCAGCGAAAUGCUUGGAGACCAGGGACAGUAUCUCGUCCAUAGAUAGCGACGUUUCCUUGUCCUUCGAUAAACCGAUAACGGAGAACAACGAGGACGAAGGAGCUCACAUGGCAGAUAUGAGUGACAGUGCUUCUGAUACCGGUUCAAACGGUGGUGGGAAAGAUUCAGGAUGCGAGGUGACUCCAGAGGUGAGCGAACCACCGCCGUUCACGCCACCCAACGAGGAGCUCUCCGACAAGAUCGUGCAGCAGGUGGAAUUUUAUUUCUCGGACGCGAACAUCACGAAGGAUGCGUUCCUGCUGAAGCACGUGAAGAGGAACAAGGAAGGAUUCGUGAGCCUGAAGUUAAUCUCGAGCUUCAAGAGGGUGAAACACAUCACGAAGGACUGGAGGGUCGUCGCUCACGCCCUCAUGCGUUCCGAUAAGCUGGAGAUCAACGAAGCCGGCACGAAACUGAGACGGUUGGAUCCGUUGCCGCAGUACGACGAGACGACACCUUCGAGGACGGUAGUCGCUGUAGAGAUGCCCAUCGAGAAGCCUACGAUAGAAAACGUUGCGGAGCUCUUCAAGAGCUGCGGCGAGAUCGCGCUCAUCCGCAUCCUGAGACCGGGUAAUCCGAUCCCCGCCGACGUCAGGCAGUUCAUCAACAAGAACCCGUCUCUGGCCGGUCAGGUGUGCGCUCUGGUGGAGUUCGUGAACUCGGAGAGCGCGAGAAACGCUCUGCAGAUGCCCAACUUCAAGAUCUACGAGCUGAACUGCGUGCCUCAUCCCGAGCGCAAGAAGAAGUUGCCCAAGAAGAAACCCGUGGAAAGCGAUCAAUCGGAGGCCGAAGAGAAGCUGAAGGAGACCAAACCGAAAACGCGUCGCGGUUCGUCCAUCCAUUUCCCCAAGAACGGAAUAGAACCCGCCGCUUGGCUUCAAAGGAGACUCUCCGCUUCCAGCACCGAGGCCAGCUUCAUGUUCUUACCUAGACGCUUAUCCUACGGUAGUCGCGAUUCCAGCGAGUCGAGCCUCUACAUGUCCAGAAGGGUGAGCGCCUGCAGCAUGAGCUCAGAGAACAGCAGCAGCAACAGCUUCAUCCAGCGUCGCAUGUCCGCGUGCAGCAUCAGCUCAGAGAGCAGCGGUCCCGUAAGAUCUCGCAGCAACAGCACCGCUUUCCAGAACGAGAACGUUCUCAGGAUGCCCAAAGGACCGGACGGUUCUCGCGGUUUCAGGCAUAGGAUCUCCCUCUCCACCAUCCCCGCAUAGUCAAAAUCAACGGUAAGAGAAGACGACGAAAAUUGAUUUCCAAAAGAAACACACACAAAAAAAAAACAGUUUUCACAACGGACUUUCCAAACGAAAACUAAAUACAAGAAAGUAAAUAGUAGUACUACUUAAUUUCUUAAAGAGAAAUCAUUUAUUCGGAAAAUUAUUAAAUUAUUGGAAUCAAUCGGACUUAUAUAUCAUACUUUUGUUGAACUUUUGCUACUUAUUCUCUUUUGACGAAACUAGCAUACGUUCUCUCAGUGCACACACACGCUGCCUGCACCCGGAUUUAUUUUUUUUUUUGUUCGUAACAUUAAUUUAUUUAUAUAUUUUUUAUUGUUGUUCUUUUGUUUUAUUUAUGUUUACUUUAAGUAUAAUCGACUGCGGUUACCAUGACGAUCGAUUCCUAUAUAUUUCACGAUUCGAUUAAAACUGGACAAAGUAACGAAAAGUUCUGCUUCUCAUCAAAAACAGUUAAUUUUCUCUGUGGUUCAAAUUUUCAUC
This is a messenger RNA of Nicrophorus vespilloides, 2415 nucleotides long. It is a transcript of the gene Achl, whose product is annotated as la-related protein 6. Gene Ontology annotation, biological process: RNA processing. Lineage: Eukaryota; Metazoa; Arthropoda; Insecta; Coleoptera; Silphidae. The record is from RefSeq and is a predicted model, not a curated record. The transcript is spliced from 2 exons. Bases 592 to 1911 code for a protein of 439 amino acids. Gene Ontology annotation, molecular function: mRNA binding. Gene Ontology annotation, cellular component: nucleus.